Molecule: messenger RNA, 1337 nt
Organism: Lucilia sericata (common green bottle fly)
Lineage: Eukaryota; Metazoa; Arthropoda; Insecta; Diptera; Calliphoridae
Product: lipase 3
Exons: 2
Coding region: 34-1254 (406 amino acids)
Biological process (GO): lipid metabolic process
Molecular function (GO): hydrolase activity, acting on ester bonds
Source: RefSeq, a predicted model, not a curated record
AAUUCGUUCCAAACGUUAAAAAAUCCAAACCAAAUGAGAAAUUUAGGUGUGAUAAUAACAUUAGGCCUAUUGGCCUUAGCCUCAGCUGCUAAAUUGGAUCCCAGUUGUAUGCUAAAAGAAAUGACCCCUACGGACGAACGUAUACGUGCCCAUGGUUAUCCCGCCGAGUCGCAUUUUGCUGAGACCGAAGAUGGUUAUGUUCUCAAUCUAUUCCGCAUACCCUAUUCGCAUAAAUUACAAAAUCAAAAUGCUAAACGUCCGGUUAUACUCUUGCAACACGGUCUUUUCAGUAAUUCCGAUUGUUGGCUAUCCACUGGUCCCGAUUAUGCUUUGGCCUAUCUCAUGGCCGAUGCUGGCUUCGAUGUUUGGUUGGGUAAUGCUCGCGGUAAUAUUUAUUCUCGCCAAAAUACCAAAAUUUCCUUAAAUAAUCCCAAAUUCUGGCAUUUUGAUUGGCAUGAAAUUGGUAAAAUUGAUAUACCCACCAUGAUUGAUUACAUUAUUGAGCAGACGGGAGAACAACAGAUCCAUUAUGCUGGUCAUUCACAAGGCACCACCGUAUACUUUGUCAUGAUGUCUGAACGUCCCGAAUAUAAUAUGAAAAUCAAAUCUGCUCAUAUGUUAGCUCCCUGUGCUUUCUUCGAACAUGGCACUUCAUAUGCUUUCAAAGUGUUCCGUCCUUUGGUGGGUAAACCCGGCGGCAUUUGGAAUCAGGCUUUACAGGAUUUGGAAUUAUUGCCUCAGAAUACUUUAAUUGCUGGCGUUGCCGAUACCGCAUGUGGCACCGAUCCUGCUCUCAAGUUCUUGUGUAAAAAUUUGUGGCUUCUUUUUGCCGGUGAUGGUUACACCAAUACCAAUGUUACGGCUAUGCAAGUUCUGGUGGAAACUCAUCCCGGCGGUGCUUCCAGUAAUCAAGGUAUCCAUUACAUCCAAUUGAGUGAUUACAAUAAGGGUCGCUUCUGUCAAAAGGAUUAUGGUCCCAAACAAAAUAAACAAAUAUAUGGCCAAGAAGUCGCUCCUGAUUAUAAUUUAGCCAAUAUUAAGGCUCCCACUUAUUUGUAUUCGAGUAAGAAUGAUGCUUUGUGUGAUCCUAAAGAUGUUGAUACCUUGGUUGCUAAUACCCCUUAUUUGGCUGGUGAUUAUCGUGUACCUGAACAAUCUUUUAAUCAUUUAGAUUUUAUUGUGGCCCACAAUAUGAAGGAAUUGGUUAAUGAUCCUGUUUUGGCAAAUGUUUUUAAGCAUGAAGAUUCUUUAUAAAUGAUUAUUUUUAUCUAAUAUACAAAUUAUUAAUUGAAUUGUGAUAUUUUGGAGUUAUGUUAAAUAAACUUUAAUGAGACAAA